UUUGAGGUUGAAGGUUAUGGGGCGUGGUCUUCAUUCUAAAACUAAAAUCAUGGCGUCUUCUACAUUGGAACAAAAAAGAAAAUUAGAGGUACUGGAUGAAAAUGGGGGAGAAGCAGCGGAAGACGAAUUGGUUGGACCGUUGCCUGCCGAGGCUACGCAGUCAAAGAAAAGAAAAGUGCUUGAAUUUGAGCGUGUGUACCUGGACAACCUCCCCAGUGCUGCAAUGUACGAACGGAGUUACAUGCAUAGAGAUGUCAUCACACACAUAGCAUGCACAAAGACAGAUUUUAUUAUAACUGCAAGCCAUGAUGGACACGUCAAGUUCUGGAAGAAGAAAGAAGAUGCAGGAAUAGAGUUUGUUAAACAUUUUCGAAGCCAUUUAGGGGUGAUUGAGUGCAUUGGCGUAAGUGCAGAGGGGGCAUUGUUCUGUUCAGUUGGAGAUGACCAGGCAAUGAAAGUUUUUGAUGUUGUGAACUUUGACAUGAUCAACAUGCUUAAGCUUGGAUUUCAUCCUGGCCAGUGUGAAUGGAUCUACAAUCCUGGCGAUGCUAUAUCUACUGUAGCCUGUUCGGAGAAAAGCACAGGAAAGAUAUUUGUCUACGAUGGAAGAGGAGACAACCAGAUAAUUCACGUCUUUGAAAAAAUGCACUCUUCCCCUCUGUCUCAGAUACGCCUGAAUCCAGCCUAUAGAGUCAUAGUAUCUGCUGACAAGGCUGGCAUGUUAGAGUACUGGACUGGCCUACCAAACGAGUUUAAAUUUCCGAGGAACGUGGACUGGGAGUACAAGACUGACACAGAUUUGUAUGAAUUUAACAAAUGUAAAACCUAUCCAACCAGCCUGGCCUUCUCUUACGACGGGAAGAAAAUGGCUACAAUCGCAACAGACCGAAAAGUUCGAAUUUUCCGCUUCUUGUCUGGGAAGCUCAUGAGAGUGUUUGAUGAGUGCCUGACGAUGUUCACAGAGCUGCAGCAGAUGAGGCAGCAGCUGCCUGACAUGGAGUUUGGUCGCCGCAUGGCAGUGGAACGGGAAUUGGAGAAGGUGGACGGCAUCAGACUGACCAACAUCAUCUUUGAUGAAACGGGACACUUUGUUCUUUACGGGACAAUGCUGGGCAUUAAAGUUAUCAAUGUGGAAACAAACAGGUGUGUGCGGAUCCUGGGCAAACAGGAGAACAUCCGAGUGGUCCAGCUGGGUUUGUUCCAGGGCAUUGCUAAAGUACAUCACGCUGCUCCCACCAUAGAGAUGAAGGCAUCGGACAAUCCUGCCCUGCAGAGAGCCGAGCCAGACCCAACCAUUUUCUGCACAGCGUUUAAAAAGAACAGGUUUUAUAUGUUCACCAAAAGGGAGCCAGAAGACACAAAGAGUGCAGAGUCUGACAGAGACAUCUUCAACGAGAAACCAUCCAAAGAGGAAGUCAUGGCAGCCACGCAAGCAGAGGGUCCUAAACGUGUUUCGGACAGUGCCAUUAUACACACCACUAUGGGAGAUGUUCACAUCAAGCUCUUCCCUGUAGAGUGUCCGAAGACAGUGGAGAACUUCUGUGUUCACAGCAGAAACGGGUACUACAAUGGACAUAUAUUCCAUCGAGUAAUAAAGGGCUUUAUGAUACAAACUGGAGAUCCCACGGGAACUGGAAUGGGUGGAGAAAGCAUCUGGGGAGGAGAGUUUGAAGAUGAAUUCCAUGCAACAUUAAGGCAUGACCGACCAUACACUCUGAGCAUGGCCAAUGGUGGACCUGGUACCAAUGGCUCACAGUUCUUUAUUACCGUUGUGCCGACGCCUUGGCUUGACAACAAACACACCGUUUUUGGAAGAAUUACCAAAGGAAUGGAAGUCGUUCAGAGAAUCUCAAACGUAAAAAUCAAUCCCAAGACGGACAAGCCCUAUGAAGACAUCAGCAUCAUAAACAUCACUGUCAAGUAAAAAGAAAUAGCCUGCAGAAAGAUCAAUGGCUCUUUGAUGCAUUCUGAUGAUUACAGAGAAAACUUUAAUAAAAUGUGUUUUUUUUAAUAAGUGUAUACAUAUUUUGUCUCAACAAUUACCGAGCCAGACUUGUGAAUUGAAUUAAAUAAUGGGGUGCACAGGUUCCAAACAUCUCUAUUCGAUAGAUCUAAAUGCACAAUGUAUACUUUGGUGUUGCAAAGCUUAGUAUUUAAACACACACACAGUUAAAUACUCUUAUUUAGGGAAAUAAAUAAGAAGAUCUUGUGUUAAACAUAUGCUAUUUAUUUUGGGUUGGGGGAGGGGGUCUGACUACAUCACAUUUUACAGUACAUUAAGUCUUUAGUUCAUAUUUAAUAGUUAGGAAACAUUAAUGGUUAAAAUGUGCAAAAGCUCUCCACAUACCUGCAAAAAAACAUUGUUUAUUGAAUAGCAUAAAAUCCUGAUUCACAUUACUUGUGUAUGCUGAUAGAAAAGCAGUUUAUUAACUUACAAAUACUGUAGGUCAAAUGUGUACUGUGCUCCUACACGGUUACAGAACAAUGCCAUGUAUUUUUAAAUGCAUUCCAUUACAUCCCAGCAAUAAAUGUUAGCAUCGAAGAUAAUGCAAACAUGCUUUUAAUGGCUACAAUUAAACCGUACUAAGCAAUGAGGCUGGGUGAGGACUGCAGUUUUAAUUCUUACAUUUAUAUAUAUUUUUGAGAUAAAUAAUGGUUGGUACUGUAAAUGCUGUUUGCAAGGUAAAACCAAUUAUUUCAGAAAUAAAUCCAAUACAUGACUAUCUUGUAAACCAUGUUGAGUACAAACAAUAGCUAUCAAACUACAAGUGCACUAUUCCCAUUCAAAGCAGGUGCCCAAACAUAGCAGUAUAUCCUAAAACAAAGCUGUAAAUACAGCCAUAAAGUCACACAGAUCUAUACACGUUAUUGACCAUCCGUCUGCAACUGAACUGUUCAGACUAUGAAUCUCAAGAUCCAUAGCAUCAUACUAUCCGUUUGUAUUUCUACAUUGUCUUACCCUCAAGACAAAAAUCAUU
Molecule: messenger RNA, 2978 nt
Organism: Acipenser ruthenus (sterlet)
Lineage: Eukaryota; Metazoa; Chordata; Actinopteri; Acipenseriformes; Acipenseridae
Product: peptidylprolyl isomerase domain and WD repeat-containing protein 1-like
Exons: 11
Coding region: 17-1924 (635 amino acids)
Biological process (GO): protein peptidyl-prolyl isomerization
Molecular function (GO): protein binding; peptidyl-prolyl cis-trans isomerase activity
Source: RefSeq, a predicted model, not a curated record